AGAAGAAGCUUGUUCUUGGGGAAUCCUGUGUUUGACCAAAGCCAUGUUUUUGGAGUAAAGAGUGCGGGGAAACUGCGGGGAAGCUGCGGGACAGCCGGAGGACUACGGUGUUAGCAGGACGUCAAGGUGCUGAUGUGACCCCUGAGAAGGACCCACAAUGACCUCUCCAAGUCCACUGCUCUGUCAUCCUGUGGCGUCUCUUCCAAACGGGACGUCACACGCGCAGGAAGAUGAGGACGAUGAAGACGAGCAGGGGGAGAAGUUUGAGUUUGACGAUGAGGACGACGUGGAGCCUCCACAGAUGAGUUCUGUCUCUACAAAAAGCGACUUGACCACAGAAGGGUCGAAGGUGACGACGCAGGGCGUGAACGGAAAGAGCAACGAGCCCUCGCCGUACCCACAGCACUGCUCCGGUAUGGAGGUCAGGGAGUCGCCCGAGGGUCGUUCCACCUCCUCUGACCUGGGAGUGACGGGAGACUCUGAGAGUUUCUGGACGGGGAGCUGUAUCUAUGAAGGAAAGGAUUCUUUAAUGCCUGAAGGCGGUCAGGACGAGUCCAGCUGCGCAGUAAACGGGUGCAGCCCACAUCAGGACCCCGCUGAGGACGAGGAGUCCUCUUCAGUCCGUCCUCAGACUGAACCUCACCCUGCAGACGUAGAAGGACUGAAAAACACGACCACGGUGACCCCCUGCAGCCCGGACGCCGUGUUCAGAGACCCCGAGGUGGUUUAUGAUGAUGUGCCUGCAGAGGGCCUGCAGCACCCGAUGGAAGAUGUCGACGAUAUCUACGAGGACAUCCAGAGACCUGAUCACCACCGCAGCUCCAACGGCUGGAGCUCCAGUGAGUUUGAGAGUUACGAUGAGAUGUCUGACAGCGGCAGUGUUUCUCCAACCGCACAAAGCAGCAGCAAGCUGCCUGCAGACGUGUUGAGGCUGAAGGAGCGCUGUGCCGUCACCAAGAAGGAGCUGGCUGUGCGUCUCAGUACUCCUCAUGUUGCCAACAUCAAACAGAGCUGUGACACUAAGGUGCAGCAGUUGAUGAAAGCAGCGAGGAAUGGUACCAAGGACGGUUUGGAAAAGACAAAGUUAGCCAUGAUUCGCAAAGUGUCCUUCCUGCAGAGAAAGGACUCCACAGCCGAUGGAAAGGAUGAUGCAGGUUACAUGGACGUGUCUGUGUGUGAAUUAAAACAUCCUCCACCUCAGCUCAGCCCCAUGCCAGAGGGACUCAGCAGUCAGCAGGUCGUCAGACGUCUCAUCCUCAGCUCCAUCGUGCAGAGUGAGAGCAGCUACCUGGACUCCCUGAAGAGAAUCCUCCAGGAGUACCAGAAGCCGAUGAUGGAGCCUCAGAACUGGAUCCUGAGCCCCAAGAAGGUCCGUCAGAUCUUCUACCGCCUGCAGGAGAUCCAUCAGUGCCACUCCAUGUUCCAGAUCGCGCUGGCGUCCCGCGUGGCCGAGUGGGAUCACAGCGAGAAGAUCGGAGACCUGUUUGUCGCCUCGUUCUCAAAGUCCAUGGUGCUGAACGUGUACAGCGACUACAUCAACAACUUCACCAACGCCAUGGCUCUGAUCAAGAAGGCCUGCAUGUCCAAACCUGCUUUCCUCGACUUUCUCAAGAAGAAGCAGGCGACCAGUCCAGACAGAAUCACUCUGUACGGUCUGAUGGUCAAACCCAUCCAACGCUUCCCUCAGUUCAUCCUGCUGCUGCAGGACAUGUUGAAGAACACUCCUAAGUCGCACACCGACCGGCUCCCCCUGCAGCUCGCGCUCACCGAGCUCGAGACGCUCGCAGAGAAGCUGAACGAACAGAAGCGUCUGGCUGACCAGGAGGCGGAGAUCCAGCAGUUAGCUCACAGUGUCGGGGACAGAAACCUCAACAAGCUGCUGAACUCGGAGCAGAGGCAGCUGAUCCAGUGCGAGCUGCUGACUGAAAUCGUGUACGGGGACAAAGGUCAAGUCAUCAAGUCCAAGGAGAGGAAGGUGUUCCUCCUCAACGACACGCUGAUCUGUGCCAACGUCAACCUGAAGGGUCCCCCCGACAUCAGCAGCCUGGUCCCUGUGGGUCCUAAGUACACGGUGAAGUGGUGCUCCCCCUUGCUGCAGACUCAGGUGGUGGAGGUGGGACAGGACAGUCUGCAGAACAGAGAGGGAGUCGUCACAGUCAGGAGGCACAACUCCACCUCCAGCACCUUGGGUAAAGUGUUCCUGGGUCCUCCUCGGCUGUACCAGGACCUGGAGGAGCUGCAGCACGACCUGGGCGUGGUGGAGGAGGUGUCGGUGCUGGUCAGCACGCUGCAUGGAACCUACCAGAAUCUGAACACCACCGUGUCUCAGGACUGGUGUCUGGCUCUGCAGAGACUCAUCCGCCUCAAGGAGGAGGAGAUCCAGAACGCCAACAGGUGUCGCCUACGUCUGUCCGUGCCGGGGAAACCCGACAAAUCCGGUCGUCCUGUGAGCAUCAUGGUGGUCUUCAACACGCCCAGCCCGCUCACUAAGAUCUCCUGGGUGAACCGGCUCCACCUCGCCAAGAUAGCCCAGAGACAGGAAAACACUCCGGGCUGGGAAUGUGCAGAAGAAGAAACCAAGACAAAAGCUCCGUUCACUUUACCUCUGUUGACCUGCACACUUCCUGUUUUCUCCCCCAGAACGCACACGCUCAAGCUGGAGGCGGCUCUCCACAGUCCGUCUCAGUCCAGUCUGCUGGGUUUCUGCACGGCCAGCACGUCUCUACCUCAGGGUUACCUCUGGGUUGCUGGUGGAGGAAGCAGCUCAAACCACAGCGGUGAGGUGGAGAUCUUCUCCCUGAACCGAUCGGCUCCUCGUCUGGUGAAGACCGUCCCUCUGAGGGCCCCCGUCCUCUGUUUGGAGUACGUGAAGGAGCCCAGCGCCUUCAUGGAGGAGAGGGAGGCAGAGAAAACACAAAGUGCGGCUAAGAUCGGGAACAUCAUCUGUGUGGGUCUGCAGGAUGGCAGCAUCCAUGUUUACAGCAGCGUGGACACAGCCGUGCAGUGUCUGCUGACCUUGGUGAACCCCGACAGCUGUCCCGUCCUCUGCCUCAAACACUCGCUGUCGUUCCUCUUUGCCGGCCUGGCCAACGGCAAAGUAGCCGUGUACCACAGGAAGGCUGGAGAGAGACUGUGGGACGUGGACUCCUGCAGGCUGGUCUCUCUGGGCUCUGAGCCAGUCAGCUGUCUGCUCACGCUUGAAGACUCUGUGUGGGCCAGCUGUGCAAACCACGUGACAGUCAUACAAGGAUCCAGCCUGCACAUACAGAGUUUUGAAGCCCGCCCUGACCCCGGCUGCAGUGUCAGCCACAUGGUGCGUUCAGGAGGAGGGGUGUGGAUGGCCUUCUGCAGUGGCUCCUCCAUCCACCUGUUUCACACAGAGACCCUGGAGCCUCUGCAGGAAGUCAACAUCUCCACCCGCACCGCCCUUCUGACCCCAGGUCAGGUUUGUGUCUCCAGCUUGUUGAUCUGUCAGGGUCUGCUGUGGGUGGGGACGAGUCAGGGAGUCAUCCUCACCUUCCCUGUGCCCACCCUGGAGGGGAUCCCAAAGAUCACAGGUAAAGGGAUGACGUCUCUGAACGCUCACUGCGGUCCGGUCGACUUCCUGGUGUCGACGACCAGCACUCUGGCCUCUGACCUCCUCAGACGGGACUCCAUGCUGAGCAGCAGCGAGGAGUCGGCUCCAGGAGACGGACGGGGAGGAGGAGGAGACGAAGCAAGGCAGAGGAUGGAGCACAGCAGCUCCCCUCAGGACCCUGAAUCCCCUCCACCGGGGGAGGAGAAGCCAAAGCGUCUCCUGCUGCAGUACCGCCUCUACUCCACCUGCCAGCUGCCCGGGAAGCUGCUGACAGCGCUGCCCGAGCAGGGGAGCUCCAGGUCCUCGCAGGACGCCCUGGAGCACAGCCCGGAGGACGGCUCCAUCUACGAGGUGAGCGAGGACCCCGACGUGUGGGUGAGGGGGAGGCCGGUGGAGUGGGGGAAGGAGGCGGAGACCAAGAGGAGUAAGGUCACGUCGACAGCCAUCUUCUCUGGUGGCAGAGGUCACAGACGGAUCGGACAAAAGGCCUCGCCUGAAGCAUGCUCGAAUGCUGCUGAGAACACUCUGCUGGUGUGGCAGCUCCCUCUGACGCUCAGCCAAUGACGCACGAGCACGUUGGAACAGUAAGUCACUGUGGUUAAAGACUCAGCUGUUGUUCUUCUGCGGCCAUUGUUUCAGCUACAUUCAACAUGUGAGCCAAAGCCGAAGGAGCUACAGACACCUCGACUUUCAUAUUGAGUUAAACACCAGAAAAAAAACCUGGACCUGUUCGAGGUUUGUGACGGUUUAACAAAGUGACCUCAGCAAGGUGACAUAAAAGCUGAAUGUAAUUUGUGAAUUCAGAAGCUACCUCCAGUUUAUUUGGGAAAACUUGGAAGACUGAAAAAUCUUCAAUGUUUAGUCCAGAUCGGAUCCAACGCAACUGUAUCGACAUCACGCAUGUAGCAGGUGGAAGAUGUAGUUUAUAUGUGAGCCUCUUCUUUUUGUGCAUGUCAAUAAUAAUAUUAAACAUUUAAUCUGCGAGAAAGAGAGAAGUCAAACUCCCUCUGGGUUUGUUGUUUUAAGCUCUGUGUUAACAGCUCCCAGACCGAGGGAUAAGCUGCUUCUUUGUGCGGCUUUAAGAAGCUCAAACAUUUCUUUUUUUCUUCCUGUUAACCCCUCCCCCUCCACCCGUUAUCCCUGUCACCACAUUGGAGAAGAGAGAUGGCCCCGCCCACUCAGGGAUGCCGUGUUUAGGAGCAUUAUGAGGGAGUGGGUCAUUAGAGUACAACUAAAGGAAAACCAAGCUGAAGAAAAGAUUGUGUCUGCCCAAAAGGACAAACAGAUAAGGCGCAGGUAGCCUAGUGUUUAGUGCACGUGCAUUAUGUACGGAGGCUGUAGUCCUCUAGGCAGGCGGCCCAGGUUUGAAUCCGGCCCGUGGCUCCUUUCCUGCAUGUCAUUCCUCACACUUCCUCCCUGAUGUCCGACUCUGUCUGCUGUCCUGCCUCACUAAUGGAGGCAUAAAAAGCCCAAAAAUAAACCUUAAAAAAAAAACAGAUAUCGACCACAUCAACUUGAAAUUGAGGCAGAAUCUUGAGGCAGCGGUUUGUCUGCCGCUCACUUGCUGGUGAAACAGGUGAGGCGCGGGGGUAGCGUGUAGACAGGAGGAGCUGAGGGACAAAGGAGGCGUGUCCAAAGAGAGCGAAAAAUCUGCUCUAAAAGUCGCAUAGUAAGCCUUGAAGGUCACUCUCAUGUACUUCCACCCUGCACAGUAUUUACUCUCACCACUUACACUGGUACUACUUCUUUCAGUUCUUCACUUUUCAUGCAGAUGGUACCUGCUAUAUGGAGGCAGGGGGUCUUAGCGGCACUGAUUGAAACCGCCCUGUGAAGCCUGUGUUUGUGUCUUUGACAUCUUCAGACACAUGCAGGGAUUUGAUUUAAUAUGAGAUUCUUUAGUAACAUAAAAGUAUCGUUUGUGUGCAAAUAAGAAUCUCUCAGUCCUUGCAAAGUGGUACUGCAGACUGCUGAAGGUUGGCUUCAGCAGAGCGUCCCAGUGGGACGGUUGUCUGGGUGAUAUCAGUGUUUUGAACCUCGUCGUUGAAUAUCGGCUCGGAUCAACAUGAAUCUUUGCUGAAUGAUCCCAGAAAGUGUCAGGUGCUACCCGUUUAGCUGAGUGGAGUCGAGAACUAUACUCUGCAGAGGCAUUAGUACAUUAAAGGGGUCAUAUUAUGCUUUUUCUGGUUUUAUAUGCUCUUUAGUGUGUUUUCCAAGUGUCCUGUGCAUGUUUA
Molecule: messenger RNA, 5808 nt
Organism: Labrus bergylta (ballan wrasse)
Lineage: Eukaryota; Metazoa; Chordata; Actinopteri; Labriformes; Labridae
Product: rho guanine nucleotide exchange factor 10-like protein
Biological process (GO): actin cytoskeleton organization; positive regulation of stress fiber assembly; SREBP signaling pathway
Cellular component (GO): cytosol
Molecular function (GO): protein binding; guanyl-nucleotide exchange factor activity
Source: RefSeq, a predicted model, not a curated record